Fraxinus pennsylvanica is the source of this 330-nucleotide messenger RNA. NCBI's taxonomy places the organism in Eukaryota, Viridiplantae, Streptophyta, Magnoliopsida, Lamiales, Oleaceae. The record is from the annotation of a GenBank genome assembly.
AUGACUACGACUCUACGAGAUUGUAAUACAUCUGUCUACCUAAUGCACUCAUUUCCACAUCCUUCAUUGGAUGGAUACUUGUUCAACCUUCAGGCACCUCCUGUUGAGAGACGAGUCCAGAUUCCAGACGGAAGAAACGGCAGUGGAAAUUGGAAGUUCCGAGAUUCCAGACGGAAGAAACGGCAGUGGAAACUGGAAGUUCCGAGAUCAGUUUUCAAAUUGGACGAACUUGGUUUAGAGAUAUUGAAGAUUGCCCUACCUGCUUCUCUGGCUUUGACAGCUGAUAGUGUGUUUCUAGGAAAAGUUCUCAACUUGAGUCCAACCCAUUAA